CUCUCGUUCAGCUUCAUACAGAACCCACAAUCGGAUUCUUCUCUCAACUGCAGAAAUGGCCCAAAAUUCAAACUCAACAAACAAACAUCAGCUGGAUUUCAAUGGUGCUAAAAUUCAAGAGACUCCUGAAGAGCAAAAUCCAUCAAUCCUUCUCCCCAAUCAGCCUACGAAUAUUCAGCUUUUCUCACUCGACAUAGGAGGAAGUCUUAUCAAAUUGGCGUAUUUCUCAAGAGAUGAAGAGCUCUUGAACGAUGGUGAUCAGAGGGACCAUCCGGUCCUUGGUGGGGUACUACGAUUUGUGAAGUUCGAGAGGAAUCAUUUGGAUGAGUGCCUGGAUUUCAUUCAAUCCAGGCUUCUAGGGAAAGGAAUGGUGGAAUCAUCAGUGGAAAAUGCGAGAAUUAGGGCCACUGGUGGUGGGGCAUAUGCAUUUGGGGACAUCUUCAAAGAACGGUUAGAUGUUACUGUUGAGAAUGUUGAUGAACUAGAUAGUGUUGUAUCUGGGGCUAACUUCUUAUUACAGAACGUCCCGAACGAAGCUUAUCGACGAUCGGAGAGAAGGAGCGCAUUCAUAUCGAUCGAUCGAAAUGACUUGUUUCCUUACCUUCUGGUCAUUGUCGGCACUAGCGUCGCUCUGAAUAUGGUGACUGGCGACGGGGAAUUUAAACUGAUUACAGGAACGAAUUUAGGCGGCGGAACCAUCUCCGGUCUCGCGAGGUUUUUAACUGGGUGUGAGAGUUUUGAUGAUUUCAUAGAGCUAAGCCAAAAGGGAGAUAGCCAUGCAUUGGACCUGACCAUUGGAGAUAUUUAUGGUGGAAUUGGAUAUCCUAAGGUUGAUUUUCCAUCUACAACAGUUGCUGCUAGCUUUGGAAAGGUUGGAUUUAAAUCAAAGCUCUAUGAUUAUAAAGCUGAGGAUAUUGCUGCUUCCCUCUCUAAUUCUUUCACAUGCAACAUUACACAUAUUUCCUACCUUGUAGCAAAGCUCACAGGGGUUAGAAGGAUCAUUUUUGGAGGAUCUUACAUUCGCGGGGUGGCAAGCGUGAUGGACAACAUUUCUAAUUUGAUUGGCCACUGGUCUCAAGGUCAAGUUCAAGCAAUAUUUUUUCGCCAUGAAGGUUUUUUAGGGGCUAUAGGCGCUUUAUUGGUUAAUGGCAAUCUUAAGUUUGUAAAAACAUCAAUACAUAAUUUCACAAAAGAAGUUAAUGAAUAGAAUAAAAUCAACAACCUUCUUAGCCUUCGAUGAAGCGAUAUGCAUUGGCUUGUGUAGCUUUAAAAGCAAACUACACACAUGUUAGACCUAUCAAAAAAAACUCUUUAUUAUUUUUAUUCUAAUAUAUUGCAUCAUAUGGGUUGUAUCUGUAAUACAUGAAUUUACUUUUCUAUUAAGUUCGCGGAUUUAUAUUGUAGCCAGGUAAGGUGCAUCGGCACUAAGUGCAAAGGGUCUUGUACCCAUGACUCA
Messenger RNA from Magnolia sinica, 1456 nucleotides. RefSeq names its product pantothenate kinase 2-like. The coding region runs from base 56 to 1207 and encodes 383 amino acids. The transcript is spliced from 11 exons. Gene Ontology annotation, biological process: coenzyme A biosynthetic process. Lineage: Eukaryota; Viridiplantae; Streptophyta; Magnoliopsida; Magnoliales; Magnoliaceae. Gene Ontology annotation, cellular component: nucleus; cytosol. Gene Ontology annotation, molecular function: ATP binding; pantothenate kinase activity. The record is from RefSeq and is a predicted model, not a curated record.